Molecule: messenger RNA, 1179 nt
Organism: Plasmodium vinckei vinckei
Lineage: Eukaryota; Apicomplexa; Aconoidasida; Haemosporida; Plasmodiidae
Product: conserved Plasmodium protein, unknown function
Exons: 2
Coding region: 1-1179 (392 amino acids)
Cellular component (GO): cytoplasm
Source: RefSeq, a predicted model, not a curated record
AUGAAAAGGUUAAUAAAUGCCUUAUUGCCCUACUAUGUCCAUACAAAUAUAUUAACACCAAAUUUGAGUUUCAAAAAGAAAGCUGAUUUUUUUUUUUUUUAUUUAGAUCGAUAUAUUUAUUCACCAAUAUUUCAUAAGUUAUGUGGAAAUAAAACUGAAAAUGAAAAAAAUGAAUUAAAAAAAGAAUUUACAAAAAAAUUGACACAAAAAUUUGGUGUAAACUUUGGUAUAUAUUCAAAGGAUAACUACAAUGGCAAUACUACCAAAUGUCAUGUAAAUAAAAAUGAAGAAAUAGAGGUCGCUGCUUUAUGGCCUAAUCAAAUAUAUCAUGUUAAUCCGCUAAAUGUAAAAAAUGAAAUAAAAGACAAAAAAUUUAAUAUUGUUUAUAUUGGGCAUAUGAGUAUAUUAGUACAAAUGCAAAACUUCAACAUAUUAAUAGAUCCUGUUUUAUCGAAGAGAAUAGGGUUAUAUAAUAUGUUAGGUGUAAAAAGAAUUAUAAAACCAGGUUUAUAUUUAGAAAAUAUUCCAAGUAUCGAUUUUAUAUUAUUAAGCAAUAAUAGAUAUGAUACUAUGGAUUUAGAAACCUUAAGACGGAUUAUAUUAAGAGAUAAUAGUAUUAUUAUUGGGGGGAUGAAUAUAAGACGUUAUAUGUUAAAAAGUAAAUAUCCAGUUGUUUAUCCAUUAAAUUGGUUUAAUAAAUUACAAUUUGAAAAUCUAGCUUUUUAUUAUUUACCUACUGUAACAAAUAGUCAUAGAUAUUUUUGUGAUAAAAAUGUAUAUCUUCCUGGCUCAUUUUUUAUACAUGAUAAAUUACAUAAUACCUCCAUUUUUUAUAGUGGACAUUCUGCUUAUUCAAAUCAUUUUAAACAGAUUAAAAAUUAUAUUAAAACUAUUAUUAAAAAUAACCAAAUAGAUCUAUCAAUUUUACCUAUUGGAAUUUAUAAGCCUCGUGAAUUAUAUGCUCAUUUUCAUAUGUCCCCUUCAGAAGCUUUGCAAAGCCACUUAGAUUUAAAUAGUAAAAUGUCUUUAUGUGUUGGGACGGAUGUUUUUUGUUUAGGAGGUGAAAAAUAUAAAGAAGCAAUAAAUGAACUAAAAAAUUCGGUAAGUGAUUAUGAAAAAAAGGAGAAUAAAAAAGUUAAUCUUAUUACUUUGGAACCUGGUCAAAAUAUCAUGCUAUAA